AUGGAUGAGGAUAUCCCACAGUUGGUAGAAGAUGUUUCUGAAAUCAAGGGAGAGUUGAUUGUUGACCCUUCGAAUCCUGUCUCCGUUAUAAGAAAUGCUGUAGACGAAUCAGUUAAGGUGCCCAUAUCGAUAAUCACUGGCUACUUAGGAUCAGGUAAAUCCACCCUACUGAAAAGUAUAGCAGAAAAAGGAGAUAGAAAACUAGCAGUCAUACUGAACGAAUUUGGAGAUUCUGUAGAAAUUGAAAAGAGUCUAACCAUUCAAGAUAAGGGAGAAAGUUACGAAGAAUGGUUGGAUCUGGGAAAUGGAUGUUUAUGCUGCUCUGUCAAGGAUAAUGGAGUUGCAGCAAUAGAGAGAUUGAUAGCCAAGAAGGCCGGUUUCGACUACAUUCUGCUUGAAACAACAGGUGUUGCUGAUCCAGGUCCUAUUGUUAAUAUGUUUUGGGUAGAUGACGGAUUAGCGAGUAAUGUGUAUAUUGACGGGGUUGUGUGUGUUUUGGAUAGUGAGCACGUUGAAUCCUGCCUUGACGAUGUUGGAGGACAUUGGCACGGAGAGGAUAUAUCAACAGAAACAGACGGGACGACGACCGCUCAUUUACAGAUUGCACUCGCCGAUGUCAUUCUCCUGAAUAAACGUGAUAGAAUCAACGAACAAGACGAGGCUCGCAUCAAGAAACGGAUUAAAACGAUCAACAGCAUUGCUCCGAUAUAUGAAACGCAAUUUGGGGACAUUGACUUAUCCAAGAUCUUAGACCUUCACGCAUAUGAAAACAGAGACAUAGAAAGCAUACAAUCGAUCAAGCCAAGUUUUCAUGAUUCUAGAAUUUCCACAAUUUGCAUCGAUUUGCCCCUCUUCGAUUUCACCAGCUUGCAAAAAUUUGAGCACAUACUCCAAGAAGCCCUUUGGGAGGGUUCAUUCGGCUCGUUAGAGGUCGAUAUUCAUAGAACUAAAGCUUUACUGGCAUUUCCGGACGGGUUCAAAGUGGUCCAAGGAGUUCGUCAAACGUACGACAUUAUCGACAGUCCAAACACUGGCUCGAGCUCGCCCUACACAACAGGAAAGCUAGUUCUAAUAGGAAAGAAUCUGGACCAAGAAAGAAUCGCCAACCACAUCAACUCAAUACUUAGCAACUGA
Komagataella phaffii GS115 is the source of this 1134-nucleotide messenger RNA. RefSeq lists its product as uncharacterized. The record is from RefSeq and is a predicted model, not a curated record. Gene Ontology annotation, cellular component: cytoplasm. NCBI's taxonomy places the organism in Eukaryota, Fungi, Ascomycota, Pichiomycetes, Pichiales, Pichiaceae. The transcript has a single exon. The coding region runs from base 1 to 1134 and encodes 377 amino acids.